Molecule: messenger RNA, 1299 nt
Organism: Hirsutella rhossiliensis
Lineage: Eukaryota; Fungi; Ascomycota; Sordariomycetes; Hypocreales; Ophiocordycipitaceae
Product: PH domain-containing protein
Exons: 2
Coding region: 1-1299 (432 amino acids)
Source: RefSeq, a predicted model, not a curated record
AUGCCCGAGGCUCAGGCCAUCGACGUCGCGCCGCGACCAGUCACCGACGCCAAAGACGUGCGAGACGCCGCCGGUCGCCUGCCGCAAAGUCGCUCCAAAAACAACGGCCUCGCGGCGAGCGUCAACGAAAACGGCUGCUUCGAGUCUGACCGCGUCAUCAAGUGCGGCUACGUCGAGAGGCGAACGCAGAAGACGAGGAAAUGGAAGACAGUCUACAUUGUGCUCCGUCCAAACACCCUGUCCGUCUACAAGAACGAAAAGGAGACCAAGCUCCGCCACCAAGUCUACCUGUCGGACCUGACGGCCGUGGCCUUCCUCAAGGACCCCAAGCACAAGCGCCAGAAUGUCUUUGGCCUCUUCUCGCCUUCCAAGAACUUCCACUUCCAGGCACCCACGGCCCAAGAUGCCCAGGAGUGGGUCGACCUCAUUCGCAAAGAGGCCAGGAUCGACGACGACGACGACGACGAGUUUCUUGCUAGCCCCUUGGCUCGCAGUCUGUCGCCAAACGCAUUGGUGACCCUCGGGCCUGUUCGUCCCGGGCGCGAAUCCUCCGGCUACGAAGGAGACCACGUCAUGCUGUCGAGCUCGCCCGAACCCAAUGGGCCUCCUGGGCCAUUCUUCGCCGCUGCUGGUCGGCGCGAGUCCUUCAACAAUGUGGACUGGUCUGGCAAUGAGCUGCCCUCGCACUCGGACCUGUCCGACAACGAGGGCCCGCUGCCACUCGGCGCGUCGCUCGAAAGCCUCACAAUUCAACCGCCCCUCGAGGCGAGCUCGUUGCCCAGGGGUGGGACACUGGCCUCUCGUCCGCCGGUGAACCGCUCGCUCAGCCAAGCGAGCGUCCUCAACGACAAGAGCAAGAGCAACAAGAACGGCACCAACAGCAACGCGGACGCGGAUCCAGAGCGCGUCAUCUGGCACGGAUGGCUCUGGAUGCUCCGAAGCAAACGCGGCGUCCGGCAGUGGAAAAACAUGUGGGCAGUGCUGCGACCCCGGAAUCUCAUCCUCUACAAGGACGAGUCUGAGUACGCUGUCCAGUGGCUGGUGCAGCUCUCUGCUGUGGUCAACGUCGUCGACAUUGAUCCCCUCAGCAAGAGCAAACAAAACUGCCUGCAGAUCAUCACCGAGGAGAAGAGCUACCGCUUCUGCGCCCGCGACGAGGAAUCUCUGGUCCAAUUCAUCGGCGCUUUCAAAAGCCUGCUGGCCAAGCGUCGGGGGUUUGAAGUGCGCGGGCCGCCGCCUGCGCGAGCGACCCCAUUACGCCUCGACGACCAGGCGAGAGGACAGGGAAAGACGGAAUAG